UUCACCCGCCGUUUCCGCAGCAACAGGGAAAAGAUGGCAGCCCUCGCGACCCUCACUCAGCUGUCAACCGGGAACCCUGUAUAUGAGAGCUUUUACAGACAAGUGGACCCAGGAAACACCGGGAGGGUUGGACCUACAGAGGCUGCCUUGUUUUUGAAGAAAUCGGGCCUGCCUGACAUCACUUUAGGAAAGAUCUGGGAUUUAGCUGAUCCGGAUGGCAAGGGUUUCUUGGAUAAACAGGGAUUUUACGUCGCUCUUCGUCUCGUGGCCUGUGCGCAGAGUGGGCACGACAUCAGCAUUUCCAGUCUGAACCUCCCCGUUCCCCCGCCGAAAUUCAAGGACCACAGUAGCCCGUCACUGAGCGCUGUUGCAUCAACCAAUGAGAGCCACUGGGCGGUGCGGCCUGAAGAGAAGAACAAAUUCGAUGGUAUUUUUGAAAGCCUUGCCCCGGUGAACGGAUUGCUGUCCGGUGAGAAGGUCAAACCAGUCCUGAUAAACUCCAAACUUCCCGUGGAUGUGCUGGGAAAGGUGUGGGAUUUGAGUGACAUAGACAAAGACGGACACUUGGACAAAGAUGAGUUUGCAGUGGCGAUGCAUCUGGUGUACCGUGCUCUGGAGAAGGAGCCUGUUCCCUCAGUCCUGCCCUCCUCUCUCAUCCCUCCAUCCAAAAGGAAGAAGUCUUCAGGGUCCUUGUCCAGCAUGGUGCCGGUGUUACCCGGCAGCCCCCCGCCUCCUAAAGACAGCCUGCGCUCCACCCCGUCUCACGGCAGCAUGAAUUCCCUAAACAGCGCUGGGAGUUUGUCCCCGAAACACACCAUUAAAUCCUCACAGCAUUCGGUAAACUGGGUGGUGCCAGUCGCAGACAGAGGGCGCUAUGACGACAUCUUUCUCAAAACAGACACUGAUCUUGACGGCUUCGUCAGCGGCCAAGAAGUUAAAGACAUCUUCAUGCAGUCUGGUCUUCAUCAGAACCUCCUGGCUCACAUUUGGGCUUUGGCGGACACCAGGCAAAUGGGCAAACUCACGCGCGAGCAGUUCUCCUUAGCCAUGCAUCUCAUCCAGCUGAAAGUCAGCAAGGGCAUGGAUCCUCCGCAAGCUCUGACUGCAGACAUGAUCCCACCGUCUGAACGUGGCACACCGGGACCUAGUCUGUCUGGUUAUAUGACACCGGUGGGCUCUGACAUGGCCGCUCUGACCGAGAUGCGCCGGGACAGCUCCAGCUCCGUGGGUUCAGGCGAGUUCACCGGGAUUAAAGAACUGGAUGAUAUAAGCCAAGAGAUCGCUCACCUGCAGAGCACUCUUGCUUUCACACACUGGGAUACACUCAGGGAGAAAUACACUUUGGAACAAGACAUCAGAGAAACAGAGGAAGCCAUCAGACACAAAACCACAGAAGUUCAGGAAAUGCAGAACGAUCUGGACCGAGAGACGUCCACUCUCCAGGAACUCGAGGCGCAGAAGCAGGACGCUCAGGACCGGCUGGAGGAAAUGGACCAGCAGAAGGCAAAGCUGGAAGACAUGCUCAAUGACGUACGGCAGAAGUGCCAGGAAGAGUCGCAAAUGAUCUCAUCCCUUCAGUCCCAGAUCCACUCGCAGGAGUCGGACCUGCAGAGCCAAGAGGAAGAGCUGGGCCGAGCCAAGGCUGACCUGAACCGCCUGCAGCAGGAGGAAGCUCAGCUGGAGCAGAGUCUACAAGCGGGCAGGAUUCAGCUAGAAACCAUCAUCAAGUCCCUCAAAGCCACGCAGGACGAGAUCAACCAGGCUCGAAGCAAACUCUCCCAGAUCCAGGACAGCCAGCACGAGAUCAGUAAGAGCAUCGAGCAGUACAGCAGCACCCUGAACGGGACCCACGGGGGAAGCAUGACCAACCUGGCCGACAUGAGCGAAGGCUUUCCAGAGAAGGAGAACGGUGGUUUCGGGGCCAUGGAAGACCCUUUCAAGGUGAAGCCCACGGUGUUCAACAGCGCCCCGCAGGAGAUGCACACAGACCCCUUCCAGUCUGAAGACCCGUUUAAAACAGACCCAUUCAAAGGAGAUCCAUUCCAGAAUGAUCCUUUCUCAAAACAGACCUCCGCAGUUGCAGAUCCUUUCGGUGGAGACCCUUUCAAAGAGACCGACCCAUUUAGGACCUCCUCUGAAGAUUUCUUCAAGAAACCCGCUAAGCCAGACCCCUUCAGCAACACCGACCCUUUCAGCAAAAGUGCAACACUUCCCUCAAAGAGUCAUCAUUUUUCAAGUAAUGACCCUUUCAGCUCCACCAGCCCCAAACCUAAAGGCCCAGAUUUCUUCGGUACUCUGGACCCAUUCGGAAGCAGUUCGUUUGGCAGCAACAGCGGAUUUGCAGACUUCAGCCAAAUGUCAAAGGGCUUUGUAGACGACCCCUUCAGCCGGAAACAAGACAUGCCAGCUCUCCCGCCCAAGAAAAGCAUACCGCCACGACCCAAACCACCCAGCGGUAAAAGCACUCCAGUAAACGUGCCCGGAUCCGCCGAUUCGGCCAAGACGAGCGAUCCUUUCCAGCCCUUCAGUGCCGACCCCGCUGAUCCGUUUCAGAGUAAAAAGGGGGUGGGAGACCCGUUUAGUGGCAAAGACCCAUUUGCUCCAUCUGCCUCAAGUAAAGCCUCUAAAGACUCUUCAUUGGGUUUUGCAGACUUCAGCUCUUUUGGGAAUGAAGCCCAGCAGAUGGAGUGGGCGAAGCGGGAAAGCGAGAGAGCAGAACGAGAGCGGCUGAAGAGGCUCCGCCAGCAGGAACAGGAAGACCUGGAACUGGCCAUCGCUCUCAGCAAAGCCGAGAUGUCCAACGCCUGACCGCCUUCCCCCUCAGCUCCACCCCUCUGUACACUACAGCGACGAUUGUGUGCGUGCGUGAUGGACCAAGAUAAAACACAUGCAAGACCGUUAAACCUCUGUCCUUUUGUGUUCAUGUGCAGGAGGGCGGCCUAUGGUUUGUGACUCAGCUAAUUCACUUCACAUGCACUGCAUUAACCUCUCAGAUGGACUAUAUAGUUUAUUUAAAGUGUAUUUGUGUGUGUAAAUGUGCAUCGACAGAGCCAUGGACAUUCGAAGACCGUUAUCGGUCUCUGCAGAUCAUAAUCUCCGCUGGUUGGGAAAAAAAGGGACUGAGAAACGGCUAAGAAAGUUGUUUAGAUCCCAGGUAGGGUCGAACCAGAAACUUGAAUUACCGAGGCUACACUCCCUCCCUCGAGCCCUUGAGCAAGGCACUUAAUUCCAGGUUUCUUCCUGAACUUAAUUGCUGUGAGCGUACUGUAAGUCGAUUUGGAUAAAGAGCAUCUGCUAAAUAAUAACUUUUACUGGCUCUGGCUGCAGUCAGUACGGUACACACUGGAAUUACAGCAGCGCCUGCAGACUAAACGUCUGUAGGGAGCUCUUGACAUGACGUAAAGCUGAACGAACGGCAGUAUGGUUCUGGAAGUGUCGUUUUAAAGAGCUGUUCGAUUCAGAAGUGAACUUGUUUUUUUAUUUCUGUACUGUUCGGUUUUUAUUUCAGUACUGUUCAGAGAAGAAGGUUAAGCAAAGCUUCUACAACUGCACUGAUUUUAGUUAGUUUUUAAUUUUUUUUCCCCCCAUUUUAAAAGAUUCAGCUCAUUGACACCACUGCAGGACUCAACAGUAAGGAUUUUAUUUGCGAGAAAUAUUUUAUUUAAAACAUUUUCUCGUAUUAAUCGUUCUAUGUAUCAUUUAGCGAUUGUUUUAUCUAUCAUUCUAUUUAUUGAUCUCUUUAUUGUUUGUUGUAUUGUGUAUCGUUCAUUCUUUUGUUCUGUAGGUUCUUUUUGUUCAUUCUCUUUUUUUUUUUUUUUCGUUUGUUUGAUUCUGUCCUUCAGUCAACUCUUCAUUUGCUCGUCCUGUCAGUUCACUGUGGACUGAUGUACAAGAUCAACAAAUCUUGUACAUCGGUCUUGUACAAAUCUUGAGAUUGUCGUUGGCCUCAAACACGUUCGUACCUUUCAUUGAGUUCUGCACUGUGGUAUAAAAUUUGUUUGCAUAAAUAAACAAGCACCUGUACGAGGGAAGAGAUAAAUAUCUACAUUUUUUUUUUUUACUAUUUAGAUUUUCAUCUUUAAUUUGUCGCUGAUUUUGUAUCGGCAUAAUCUCCAUAAACCCUGCCGUUGUGCUAUUUAGUAAUAUCGCUUUGAACCUGUUAAUAGGCCCAGAUGGAAUGUGUUAAACUCUUUCACGCUUCAAGGCAAAUAUCCUCAGAACAGCUUCAAUGUGUUAAAAUGUUAAACAGAGUGGGGAUUACUAAACACCUGUUGGUCGCUGAAAGCACAGUCGGUUUAGACUAAAUUAACGUAAAUUGGCAACGUACAUUUUCUUUGUUUUAGUUUUUUGCGAAUUCUGGCGCAGUAGAUACUUUUUAAAAACAGCCAAUGGUUUAUUGAUUGCUUAGCUCUAAUUUUGGUGACCACAGCGUUUUGGUGAUGGUACUUCCCGGCACAUUUCAAACCUGUUUUUGAACGAUUUAAAUUUCGUACUACGUAACAAUACAUUUUUUUUGUGUGUGUGUGUGUUAUGUACCUUCUGCUGUUUUUUAUUAUUAUAUAUUUUUUUCUGGUACUAUAAUUGUUUGGGGUUUUUUUUCUAACUCGGAUCGUUGGAAUAGCCAUUUUUUGUCGGUCAUUACAGGUAAAAUUGACGUGCAUAAUGAUUGACGCUCAUCUCCAACAUUGUGGACACAAAUGUUGUGCAAUGUUAAGACAAACAACUGUGACAUAUCCCAGUACACUGCUACGUCAUCACUCUGUCUUUUUUUUUUUUUUUUUUUUUAGUUUUUUUUUUUUUUUUUUUUUUUUUUUUUUUUUUCUUUUCUUUGCUUUCAAUCAGCUUGUGUUGUUUUGACCGCAAAUACACUUUUUUGGUCAUGUUAGUGUCACACUAAACAGUGUUACUUUAUUCAAAAUAUGUAAAAUGUAUUCGAUGGAGCCUAGCUCACACUGAAACUCAUGCGGUGCUUCUUGAACCAAUUUGUGAUUCCAGUACUACACUAAUCUACAGUCAGUUGAGCGUUUUAACAAAACCGAUUAUCUUUAGGACUUGAAUCAAAAGCUGUUGUGUCCUAGACGCAGAUAAAGUCAAUUCCUGGCCGAUUUAAGUGUUUUAUGCUGUAACGUAAGUCGGGAACGGGCUUAUUUCAUGUGUAGGGGUUUGGCAUUUCUGCCUUUUACUGUUACAAAAAUAACAAACGGAAUAAACUUCGCAAACAUUUUGUUAGCGCUCCUGUUAUGCUGUAUUUGUCCUCUAUACCUCCUUUGUGCAAUAGUUUGUAUAUUUUAUUUGUUGUAAUAACUGUAAAUUCAUUUCAUUUUUUCAUAUCCUGUUUUAUUAUCCAUGUUUUGUCUUUUUUAUUAAUGAAAGUGUUUUUUUGUUGUUGUUGUUGUUCUUUUUAUAGUUAGAACACUUCCCAUAAAACUCAAGCUGAACGCAUUCCUUUUUGGCCUGCCUUUAACCCUCGCCUGUGUAGAUAAGACAGAUAUUAACCCGAUAGAGAAAUGCAUAAGAGUACACAUAAACCAUGUAUAUUAUGUGUUAUAUUUGUCCUAUGAAACUGAGUAACUGCACAUGUGUAACUCUAAACAUUUUAAGGAUUUCAGACUGCAUUGAUUAGUGAUUUAGUGAUGCUUGGAUUCCUUUGGAAAUGUACAUGCUCCGUAUGUUGUCCCUUGAUUUCACAGAAUAAACAAGAUAACAUUUCA
Messenger RNA from Puntigrus tetrazona (Sumatra barb), 5711 nucleotides. It is a transcript of the gene eps15l1a, whose product is annotated as epidermal growth factor receptor pathway substrate 15-like 1a. Gene Ontology annotation, biological process: endocytosis; endosomal transport. Gene Ontology annotation, cellular component: plasma membrane; cytoplasm; clathrin coat of coated pit. Bases 34 to 2808 code for a protein of 924 amino acids. The transcript has 26 exons. Lineage: Eukaryota; Metazoa; Chordata; Actinopteri; Cypriniformes; Cyprinidae. Gene Ontology annotation, molecular function: calcium ion binding; cadherin binding. The record is from RefSeq and is a predicted model, not a curated record.